UUCAGAAUAAGAUAAUCGCUGUGUUUGAAACAACUAUGGAUAUAGCUCAAUCUGUCAACAACGUUUUAUACAAUAUAGGUGAAUAUUCAUGCGAUAUUUCGAAGCUAGUUCUGGGCAAUAAUUUUUCACAUCAGUAUAUAUCCCGUAGUUUACUGGUUGAUUCAUCUGAAAAGAAAAGUAACUUUAUGAAUGCAUUUUCUUUUCCUGAUGAAACUACAGUUUAUCCUACAGAAGAUUCCGAUGAUAAAAAUGGAACAGGACAAUGUUACUCUGCUCACAAAUGGCCAAAAGUUUCAGUGGAAGAUUUAGCUUUCACUAAACAAAUUUCUGAAGCACUUGGAGUGACAGAAGAUUCAAUGGUUGAUAAGAGUCAAAAUUCUGAAAAAACUAGUGCAAAAUCAGACCUUCAGAAUGAAAUUGCUUCUUUUGACAAUGUAAGUUAUGAAGCUAAGAAAAAAAGUUGUAAAAAUAUAGAAAAAUCGAAUGUUCAUUCCAAGCAAGAUUCAGGCAAUAUUGUGAAUAAAUCUGAUAUUCAUAAGAAGAAUUCUAAGGAAGGGAAACAAAAUAAUAAAAAGGUUACUGAUCUCAAAAUCUCUAAAAAGUUUAAAAGAUCAAGUGAAUCAUUUACAUCACUUAAAAAACAACAGAAUUCCAAAAUCGUCAGGAAAAAAAAUUUGUUCAUGUGUAGCAGAUCACGAAGAAAAUUGCUUCAUAACACACUGCAGAAUGCAUAUAUUCUUUCAAAAUCCAAGAAAUCGGAACAAUGCAUUCCUUCAAUUGAUGCAAACAAAGAAUGUUUGACAGCUGUAGAAGCCAAUGAAUCAUUUAGUACUAUUUCUGAAAGCUUGAUUUCUAACAAUUUGAUUGAUAAUGAUAGUAAUGCAUGCCCAACUUCAACAAAUUCAGAAAAUCUUGAUUUUGAAAUAAAAGAGCACACUAACUUUGAAACUUUGCUUGAAAAAAAUAAGGAAAUUUGUGCACCAAGAAAGGAAUUUAUGAAACAAAUAAACAUUUUGGAAGAUUCCAAUUCUAAAAUUACAUGUGUGAAUUUAGAUGAAGUGAAAAGCAGUUUUGAUAAUAAAAUUUCUGUAACAUCAUUUAAUGAUAAAUAUGGAAAACAAGUUUUAAACUUUUCUGACAAGAAUGAGAAUCCCGAUGUAACUUCAGAACUUGAAAACAUUGGCAAGGAAACAAAAAUGGAUUUAUUAAACAACAAAAAUGGAUUUACAACUGAAAUAGACCAUUCUCAAAAACAAAGUUCUAAAAAACCUAAAAGCAAAAAUGAAAUUUUAUCAUUAUGUAAAAGCUCAUUGAAAAAGUCCAAGUCUGUUUUGAGAAGUAAAAGUGGAAAAUCUCCAAAAGAGAGUUCUGCUACUUCAUCAAAGUAUAGCCUCAGCAUUCUGUAUAACACUGAUGAAUUUCUUGCAGCACUCGGUGAAAAAAAGAUUACUGCAGAGAAAAAAAGACAUGCAGAGAUUGUGAUGAAUGGUAUUCGAGAAUUGGGCAUUGAGGGCUUUCAAAAGUUUCUUCCUGAAGCUAUAUGAACUUUUUGAAAUAGAAAUUUUUCAGAAUGUUGUAUUUGUUAGAAGGGAGAAAAAGAGAGAGAGAGAGAAGAGUAUCAGAAGGAACCAAUCAACAACCAACAUAUAAGUUGGUGAUUUUUAUCGGACAUGAUAAUUUGCUGUUAUUUUUUCAUAAGUAAAGUGAAACAUAGUUGGCAAUAAAUGAAAAUGAAACAUUUAUUGGUAGUCUAAAACAGACUAUAGAAGUGAAAGCUUAACUAUCACAUCUAACUUAUUCCAUAUAUGUACAAGGGUUGUUAAAAUGAAAAAGUACACAACAACACUGUUGGUAUAAAGGAAUACUUUAUUCAAAGUCACACCUUGCAUAAAUAUUAUUAUUUUCAUGGAAAGUUUUUCUUUGCUUUUCUUCGGAACAACAAGCUAUCAACAUAAUUAGCAAAAGUGUUUUUGUGUGCUAUGGGGAAAAAGCAACCUAACUAAGCCCAGCUUCUAUUGCUGUUAUGAUUUUAUACUUUAAGGGUUCUCUUUUAUUUAAAAAUAUAUGAA
Molecule: messenger RNA, 2069 nt
Organism: Argiope bruennichi
Lineage: Eukaryota; Metazoa; Arthropoda; Arachnida; Araneae; Araneidae
Exons: 3
Coding region: 36-1544 (502 amino acids)
Source: RefSeq, a predicted model, not a curated record